Soboliphyme baturini is the source of this 1056-nucleotide messenger RNA. The record is from the annotation of a GenBank genome assembly. NCBI's taxonomy places the organism in Eukaryota, Metazoa, Nematoda, Enoplea, Dioctophymatida, Soboliphymatidae.
AUGGUUGAAUGUUCUUCAUUUCAUGCUCAAAAGAAGCCCUAUUUCCUUUUCGAAGGUUCUAAUUCAUUCUCAUUUUCUCUUACUUUGUUUUUUCAGGUAUAUCAAGAGCUAAAAAAGUUGGAACUGAGCGAUGCGCAGCUGAGGCAAAUGAUGUCCGUGAUGGAGAAAGAGCUGGACAAAGGACUAGCGUUAAACUCGAACAGUUGUAUAAAAAUGUUACCGUCUUUUGUUCGUUCCCUUCCAAAUGGAACCGAGGUCGGUGAUUACUUGGCUCUUGACCUUGGAGGUACUAACUUUCGCGUACUUUUGAUCCGAUUGAAUAAGCGUGAAGCGGAGAUGAAGCAUCAUACUUAUCGUAUUCCUCAGUCUCUCAUGUCCGGCAAUGGUGAAACGUUAUUCGAUCACAUUGCGAAUUGCUUGUCAAAAUUUGUGAAGGAGAAUGAACUUGAAGAAAAUCUACCUCUCGGAUUUACUUUCUCAUUUCCUUGCCAGCAGGUCAGCUUGACCGAUGCCAAGCUCAUCUCAUGGACCAAAGGGUUCAACUGCAAGGAUGUUGUUGGAGCCAACGUAGUGGAUAGUCUUCGAGACGCGAUCGCUCGUCGAAAUGACGUUGCCGUCGAGGUGAUAGCUUUGUUGAAUGACACCGUUGGAACUCAGAUGGCAUUGGCUCAUCGGGAUAGCAACUGCCACAUUGGUGUCAUCGUUGGCACUGGAACAAACGCUUGCUAUACUGAAAAGCUUUCGCGCUGUCCAAAGCUGAAUGACACAAAAUCAGAAGAGGUAACGAUGAUCAUCAAUACCGAAUGGGGCGCGUUUGGAGACAACGGGUGUAUAGAUUUUUUGCGGUCCCCUUUUGACGAUGCUCUUGACGGAUGUAUAUGGGUGAGCUGGUUCGACAACUUGUCCGUCUUGGACUGCUUUUCGAGGGCAGAGGUACCGAUGACUUGUUCACGUUUGGAAAGUUUUCCACAAAAUACGUAUCAGAAAUCGAAAGGAAUAAUUAAAGAGACUGGGAUCCAGAACGUAGCAUAUUGUCCUCGUUUAAUCUAUCGUUGA